Molecule: messenger RNA, 399 nt
Organism: Nezara viridula (southern green stink bug)
Lineage: Eukaryota; Metazoa; Arthropoda; Insecta; Hemiptera; Pentatomidae
Source: the annotation of a GenBank genome assembly
AUGACCAGUCACGGGUCACGAACAGGUAAUUUCAAUGGAGCAUCGGCGUUGUACGGAACUUGUAAUCGUUUCUUUGGAACCUUACUUAGGUACAGACUUGAUACAUGCACACAUCAAAGAUCCUUGGACAACGCCAUAUCAGAAAAUUUACCAGAGGAACAGGCGGGAGCCGUGUUCCCACGAGCGGCCUGCGGUGAGGCCCGUUAUCUUCACGCCAUAUUUUUUUUUCCAUUUACUCACCGUGAAAUCUUCCAUUUCAAACAGAGCAGAGUCUUGCUCACUGCCGAAAGAAGAAAGCGAUUCAGGAAUAGGCGAAGAAUGAAAGAGGUUAAAACGGAAGAAGAAAGUGAAUUAGGGGAUGCCCCCGUCCACAAAAAGAGACAGGAUUUAAUCAUAUAA